Marasmius oreades (fairy-ring Marasmius) is the source of this 936-nucleotide messenger RNA. RefSeq names its product Calcium-binding component of the spindle pole body (SPB) half-bridge (gene CDC31). Gene Ontology annotation, cellular component: half bridge of spindle pole body; mitotic spindle pole body. Lineage: Eukaryota; Fungi; Basidiomycota; Agaricomycetes; Agaricales; Marasmiaceae. The coding region runs from base 129 to 626 and encodes 165 amino acids. Gene Ontology annotation, biological process: spindle pole body duplication. The transcript has 4 exons. Gene Ontology annotation, molecular function: microtubule binding; calcium ion binding. The record is from RefSeq and is a predicted model, not a curated record.
ACCACAUGUAACAUCCACGACUUGUCACACCCAUUCGCGACCUCACGCCCUUCCUCAUUUCCCAACGAUCAGCUCUCAUAAUCCUUCCAUAUCCUUUCUUGAAGACUUCAUCCCGGAGAUCAUUCACGAUGUACGGCUCCUCAGCGGCUCAAAAAGCCAAACGCCGUACCCACACGCGCCCCGAACUUACUGAAGACCAAAAACAAGAAAUCAAAGAAGCUUUUGAGCUUUUUGACACGGACAAAGAUGGGAGGGUGGACUAUCAUGAAUUGAAAGUCGCUAUGAGGGCAUUAGGAUUUGAUUUGAAGAAGGCUGAGGUGUUGAAGUUGUUGAGAGAUAAUGACAAGUCCGGGCAGGGUUUUAUGAAUUUCGAGGAUUUUGCGAUGGCUAUGAGCGAAAGAAUACUAGCACGCGAUCCUAAUGAAGAAAUACGACGCGCUUUUCAUUUAUUCGACGACGAUAACACGGGGAAAAUCAGCUUGAAGAACCUCCGCCGGGUAGCCAAGGAGAUUGGAGAUAGGUUAGAGGAGGACGAAUUACAAGCAAUGAUAGACGAGUUCGACCUCGAUCAAGACGGUGAGAUAAAUGAACAGGAGUUUUUCGCAAUAAUGGCGGACGAGACAUAGUGAUAGUUUUGGGCGCUUGUAGUCUUCUCUUCUAUUUAUCGCUUGCUUCUUGCUAUCGCUUCUUCAUUUCUGUCUGCACUCCCGUUGUCGCACCAAUAACACACUACCCACCUGUAACCUGUAUUAGUACCACCAUACUUACACUCUUUUCGCGACGUGAUUGCACACGCGAUAUCUCGUCGUAUACUACUCAUCCCCUUCAUGCGGAGAAACAUGGAGUUUAUAACUAAUACGUCUCACGAGUCAUGGUACACGGUGGCAAUCAACUUCUCAGCUCUCGUUACUGGUGCUGGUUCCCUUUCCAAUGCUA